CCAAGACAGUUCCGCUGGUUUAAUAAAAAGCUGUGAAUGGAAUAACGGAGGAGGGACUGGGGACUGCUUUCUUUCUCUCCCAUUUUUUCAUAAGACAUCACUCAGGGAUAAUCUUUUGUGGAUACUGCUGGAUUUUCUUCUCUAGGAUUUGGAUACUCUCUCUUUCUGGAAUAAGUGCCUCACAGUACAAAAGGAAUGAAAAGGAUUUCUUUAUAAGUGGACUUACUUAGCAUGUAUGGGUGUUAGUCUUUGAUCCUGUCAGAGUGGGACGUUGCUAGCAGAGGACUGAAGAGGGAGCAGUGCAAACUUGAAACAUGGUGCCUAAUAUUCACCUGUCAGGGCCUCUCCUGCCCAGAAGGGCAUCAUUAUUCCUGCUUCUACUCAGCUGCAUGGUGUUCUCCUCUCUGGCAGACAUACGAAGAGUCCCACCAAGAUUUGCCAUUCAACCCACCGACCAAGAAGUGAUACCAGGCGGUAGCGUCAGCUUGACCUGCGUGGCAGUGGGCUCGCCAAUGCCCUAUGUCAAGUGGAUGAUGGGUGGGAAGGAUCUGACCAAGGAGGACGAAAUGCCAAUAGGACGCAACGUGCUGGAAGUUACUAACAUCCAUGAAUCAGCCAACUACACCUGCAUAGGCAUGUCUUCUCUUGGCAUAAUAGAAGCGACAGCUCAGGUUACUGUGAAAGCCUUACCAAAGCCCCCCACCUCAGUAACUGUGACUGAGACCACAGCUACCAGUGUGACUCUUACAUGGGAUUCGGGGAACCCUGACCAGGUAUCCUACUAUAUGAUCCAAUACAGAGCCAAGUCCUCAGACAACGGCUACCAAGAAGUGGAGCGUGUGGCUACCACACGAUACAGCAUCGGUGGACUCAGUCCGUACUCUGAAUAUGAAUUUCGCGUCAUGGCUGUCAACAACAUUGGCCGCGGGCCUCCCAGUGACCCAGUGGAGACCCGUACAGGUGAACAAGCCCCCUCCUCACCGCCUCUGCACAUUCAAGCACGCAUGCUGAGUGCCAGCACAAUGCUCGUCCAGUGGGCACCACCAGAUGAGCCCAACGGGCAAAUUAGGGGUUACCGGGUCUACUACAGCACUGACAUGACGGCUCCACUUAGCGCCUGGCAGAAGCACAACACAGAUGUUUGCAGCCUGACAAUCAUCUCAGGGCUGAUUCCUGAUACCACCUACAGCCUCAGGGUGCUGGGCUUCACCUCUGUGGGUGACGGGCCACCCUCUGACAUCCUGCAAGUCAAAACACAGCAGGGAGUGCCUGCCCAGCCAUCUAGCUUUGAGGCUGAAGCUGUGCUGGACACACGCAUCGUACUAACUUGGCUGUGGCCAGUACAGGACCCCAUCACCAAGUAUGAGCUGCAGUACUGGGAGGCUGGCUCAGAUAACAAGAUACAUGUGACAUUCAACCCAGCGGGCUCCUACGCUGUGGAUGGUUUAAAGCCUGACACCUUGUACCAUUUCUCCCUGGCUGCUCGCUCUGAAAUGGGUUUAGGUGUCUACACUCAGCCCAUCGAGGCCCGUACCGCUCAGUCCAGCCUGCUAACUUUUAUCAAAUCCCCUGAGGACCAGAUGGGCAUUUCAGGCGGAGUUGCAUCGUUUGUGUGCCAGGCCACCGGAGAGCCCAAGCCCAGAAUCACCUGGAUGACAAACGGCAAGACACUAAGCUCUCAUCGCUUCGAGGUGAUUGAAUUUGAUGACGGCUCAGGCUCCGUACUGCGGAUCCAGCCGCUGCGCACCCACAGAGACGAAGCCAUUUACGAGUGCACAGCCACUAACAGCAUUGGCGAGAUCAACACCAGUGCCAAGCUUACAGUGCUGGAAGAGAACCAGAUCCCACAGGGGUUCCCCACCAUUAAUAUGGGCCCCCAGCUGAAAGUGGUUGAAAGGACCAGGACUGCCACAAUGCUGUGUGCGGCCAGUGGAAACCCAGACCCAGAGAUCUCCUGGUUCAAGGACAUGCUUCCUGUGGACAUCAGCAGCAGCAACGGACGCAUCAAACAGCUCCGCUCAGGAGCCCUGCAAAUUGAGAACACUGAGGAGUCUGACCAGGGGAAAUAUGAAUGCGUUGCCAUGAACAGCGCUGGAACCCUCUACUCUGCUCCUGCCAAUCUCUACGUCAGAGUACGAAGAGUCCCACCAAGAUUUGCCAUUCAACCCACCGACCAAGAAGUGAUGCCAGGCGGUAGCGUCAGCUUGACCUGCGUGGCAGUGGGCUCGCCAAUGCCCUAUGUCAAGUGGAUGAUGGGUGGGAAGGAUCUGACCCAGGAGGACGAAAUGCCAAUAGGACGCAACGUGCUGGAAGUUACUAACAUCCAUGAAUCAGCCAACUACACCUGCAUAGGCAUGUCUUCUCUUGGCAUAAUAGAAGCGACAGCUCAGGUUACUGUGAAAGCCUUACCAAAGCCCCCCACCUCAGUAACUGUGACUGAGACCACAGCUACCAGUGUGACUCUUACAUGGGAUUCGGGGAACCCUGACCAGGUAUCCUACUAUAUGAUCCAAUACAGAGCCAAGUCCUCAGACAACGGCUACCAAGAAGUGGAGCGUGUGGCUACCACACGAUACAGCAUCGGUGGACUCAGUCCGUACUCUGAAUAUGAAUUUCGCGUCAUGGCUGUCAACAACAUUGGCCGCGGGCCUCCCAGUGACCCAGUGGAGACUCAUACCGGUGAACAAGCCCCCUCCUCACCGCCUCUGCACAUUCAAGCACUCAUGCUGAGUGCCAGCACAAUGCUCGUCCAGUGGGCACCACCAGAUGAGCCCAACGGGCAAAUUAGGGGUUACCGGGUCUACUACAGCACUGACAUGACGGCUCCACUUAGCGCCUGGCAGAAGCACAACACAGAUGUUUGCAGCCUGACAAUCAUCUCAGGGCUGAUUCCUGAUACCACCUACAGCCUCAGGGUGCUGGGCUUCACCUCUGUGGGUGACGGGCCACCCUCUGACAUCCUGCAAGUCAAAACACAGCAGGGAGUGCCUGCCCAGCCAUCUAGCUUUGAGGCUGAAGCUGUGCUGGACACACGCAUCGUACUAACUUGGCUGUGGCCAGUACAGGACCCCAUCACCAAGUAUGAGCUGCAGUACUGGGAGGCUGGCUCAGAUAACAAGAUACAUGUGACAUUCAACCCAGCGGGCUCCUACGCUGUGGAUGGUUUAAAGCCUGACACCUUGUACCAUUUCUCCCUGGCUGCUCGCUCUGAAAUGGGUUUAGGUGUCUACACCCAGCCCAUCGAGGCCCGUACCGCUCAGUCCAGCCUGCUAACUUUUAUCAAAUCCCCUGAGGACCAGAUGGGCAUUUCAGGCGGAGUUGCAUCGUUUGUGUGCCAGGCCACCGGAGAGCCCAAGCCCAGAAUCACCUGGAUGACAAACGGCAAGACACUAAGCUCUCAUCGCUUCGAGGUGAUUGAAUUUGAUGACGGCUCAGGCUCCGUACUGCGGAUCCAGCCGCUGCGCACCCACAGAGACGAAGCCAUUUACGAGUGCACAGCCACUAACAGCAUUGGCGAGAUCAACACCAGUGCCAAGCUUACAGUGCUGGAAGAGAACCAGAUCCCACAGGGGUUCCCCACCAUUGAUAUGGCCCCCCAGCUGAAAGUGGUUGAAAGGACCAGGACUGCCACAAUGCUGUGUGCGGCCAGUGGAAACCCAGACCCAGAGAUCUCCUGGUUCAAGGACAUGCUUCCUGUGGACAUCAGCAGCAGCAACGGGCGCAUCAAACAGCUCCGCUCAGGAGCCCUGCAAAUUGAGAACACUGAGGAGUCUGACCAGGGGAAAUAUGAAUGCGUUGCCAUGAACAGCGCUGGAACCCGCUACUCUGCUCCUGCCAAUCUCUACGUCAGAGUACGAAGAGUCCCACCAAGAUUUGCCAUUCCACCCACCAACCAAGAAGUGAUGCCAGGCGGUAGCGUCAGCUUGACCUGCGUGGCAGUGGGCUCGCCAAUGCCCUAUGUCAAGUGGAUGAUGGGUGGGAAGGAUCUGACCAAGGAGGACGAAAUGCCAAUGGGACGCAACGUGCUGGAAGUUACUAACAUCCGUGAAUCAGCCAACUACACCUGCAUAGGCAUGUCUUCUCUUGGCAUAAUAGAAGCAACAGCUCAGGUUACUGUGAAAGCAGGUACAGACUGAUCCACAGCAGUUGCCAAUGUGGCCCAGCAGAUCCAGAUCAGGAUCAACAUGGACAGGAUCAAGAUCGUGGUUAGGAUCCACCCUGGCAGCCAAGGGCUCCUGAGGAGAAAAAGACCAAAGCGUAAGCCUGCUCCUCUGUGAAUGACAUACGCCACUAAGAAAAGCCAUGAUUAUGAAAGGAUUUCAAACACAAUAAUCUUUUAUACUAAUGUGUUAUUUUACUCAGUAUUAAGUCUUGUUGUGAGCUUGUGUACAAUAUCAUUUUUAAGUUACAACACAAUAAAUACCUUCCUGAGACUGA
Molecule: messenger RNA, 4437 nt
Organism: Melanotaenia boesemani (Boeseman's rainbowfish)
Lineage: Eukaryota; Metazoa; Chordata; Actinopteri; Atheriniformes; Melanotaeniidae
Product: receptor-type tyrosine-protein phosphatase F-like
Exons: 20
Coding region: 315-4136 (1273 amino acids)
Biological process (GO): axon guidance; cell-cell adhesion
Cellular component (GO): plasma membrane; axon
Molecular function (GO): protein binding
Source: RefSeq, a predicted model, not a curated record